Rotaria sp. Silwood2 is the source of this 1335-nucleotide messenger RNA. The record is from the annotation of a GenBank genome assembly. Lineage: Eukaryota; Metazoa; Rotifera; Eurotatoria; Philodinida; Philodinidae.
AUGACAACCCCUGUACAAAUAUUACGUAUAGCAACAAAUCCUCGUCGAUUUUCCAAAGGUAAAAGCCGUGUCAGUAUAUUAUAUGAUUAUGUUUUUACGGGUAGUUAUUGGAACACUAAUCGAUCUAUUAUGAAUUUCAAUCCACAGAAGGCUUCAAAGUUUAAAGGAGCAGUAUAUGGUUAUGGAUGGAAUCAAACUAAUAAUACACUUCAGACAAUUUGGAAAGGAUUCGUUCCAUAUGAAAAAAUCGUUGAUAUUUAUCAUUCAACUAAAAUUGUAAUUGACGAUUCAAAUUUAGUUUCAGUCAAAUGGGGUUCAUUAAAUUCAAGAGUAUAUGAUGCACUUGCAUCUGGAAUACUUGUUUUAUCUAAUGAUAAGUAUGGUGCAUCUGAGAUUUUCAAUGCUACUUUACCGAUUUAUAAAGAUGGAAAUCACUUGACAAAAUUGCUUAAUUAUUAUUUAGAUCCAAAGAACAAACGCAUAUAUCACACAAAGCAGAAGUUUCUGCGCUCGAUAAUAUUGAAAAGCCAUACAUACGAUAUUCGAGCACAAGAGUUUUUUAGAUAUUUAAGAAAAUAUUUAAAAUGCAAUAAUACAGAUCUACCUGAUAGACUUUGUUUUCCAUUUUCACAUAUCUCAUUACCAAUAUGCAGAGUUCGAAAUCAAGAAAUAGAUCCUCCUGUAAAUCAAAUAUGUGUUAUAGUUCGUACUUUUUCAGGACAAAGAAAGCAGUUAAUUCCUAUGUUGACAUCACUAUUAGCAGGAAGUAAUUCUGUAAAGAUUUACAUCAUAGAUACUCAUCCAUUACGAACAUCUUUUCCCAUGUGGAUAGAUACAAUUAUAUCAGAUUUAAAUAAUAUUUAUCAAACAUGUCAAAUUUAUAAUCUUCACUAUCAUAUAAACAUUACAGCAAAACAUGGUUAUUAUGGUUAUGAUGGUACUGAUAUUGCAAUGGACUAUAUUUUAAAAAAUGAUAAUUGUGUCUAUAUUAUGUUUACCAAUGGUGAUAACUUAUAUAAUAUCAAUUUAUUUAGUAUCAUAAAUGAAGCCUCACUUCUUGGAAUCGAUAUAAUUGCGUGGGACUUCACAACUCAUCAUAUUCGGAAUGGAACAUUGAAUACACCAAUAAAAGUAAAAUUUCAUAGACAAAGCAUUGACUUAGGUUGUGUACUUUAUGCAUCUAAGUUAAUAAAAGAAUCUGGUCUAAAAUUUUUACCUAAAAAUGGAACAAGUGAUUUAUUUGCAAGUGACUGGUAUUUUGUGAAAAAUAUUUUAAAGAGCAAACAAGGAAUAACCACAAAGCUCUAUCACGAAGUUCUUCUAAUGCACCAAUAG